This is a messenger RNA of Pelodiscus sinensis (Chinese soft-shelled turtle), 510 nucleotides long. NCBI's taxonomy places the organism in Eukaryota, Metazoa, Chordata, Testudines, Trionychidae. The record is from RefSeq and is a predicted model, not a curated record.
GCCCCAGUUCUGGUGACCAAGUGUUUGCUUCAUCUGCAGGUGACUUCAGCCAUGUCAUCUGACGAAGGCAAGCUCUUCAUUGGAGGACUCAGCUUCGACACCAAUGAGCAGAACCUGGAGCAGCUCUUCUCCCCCUAUGGGGACAUAGCGGAAGUGGUGGUAGUGAAGGACCGCGAGACCCAGAGAUCCAGAGGCUUUGGCUUCAUCACCUACCGCCGCCCAGAGGAUGCCAAGGAUGCUAUGAGAGCUAUGAAUGGGGAGGUGAGUGGGGGUAGCCCGAAGAGAUGGUGGCUGGAUGUGCUGCCGUGUGCCCCCCCCCAAAUCCAUGCCAGGCGCCUGCCUGACUCUUCCAGAGCCCCCACAGGCAGACAGCUCUGUCACCAUGUGGCCAGGGGCCGCCUCUUCCCCAGCUCCCCAAAGCCAGCCUGCCUCCUGACAGCCCUGCAAGUGGGGGACCCCCAGGCAGCAGCAGAGGUGAGCAGGCGACAGCAGUAAAGGGGGCAAGGAGCU